Candidozyma duobushaemuli is the source of this 900-nucleotide messenger RNA. RefSeq names its product translation initiation factor eIF2 subunit alpha (gene SUI2). Gene Ontology annotation, molecular function: translation initiation factor activity; RNA binding; ribosome binding. The transcript has a single exon. Lineage: Eukaryota; Fungi; Ascomycota; Pichiomycetes; Serinales; Metschnikowiaceae. The record is from RefSeq and is a predicted model, not a curated record. Gene Ontology annotation, cellular component: multi-eIF complex; eukaryotic translation initiation factor 2B complex; eukaryotic translation initiation factor 2 complex. The coding region runs from base 1 to 900 and encodes 299 amino acids.
AUGAGCACAAACUGCCGAUUUUACGAAAACAAGUACCCCGAGGUGGACGAGGUGGUGAUGGUGAACGUCCAGGAGAUCGCUGAGAUGGGUGCCUACGUCAAGCUUUUGGAGUACGACAACAUCGAGGGUAUGGUGCUUUUGUCUGAAUUGUCCAGAAGACGUAUCCGUUCGAUCCAAAAGUUGAUUCGUGUGGGCAAAAACGAAGUUGCAGUUGUUUUGAGAGUCGACAAAGAGAAAGGUUACAUUGAUUUGUCCAAGAGAAGAGUCUCUGCUGAGGACAUUGUCAAGUGCGACGAGAGAUACAACAAGUCCAAGGCCGUCCACUCGAUCUUGAGACACUGUGCUGAAAAAUACGGUGUUUCCUUGGAACAGCUCUAUCAGACCGUGGGCUGGCCCUUGCUGAGGAAGUACGGUCACGCAUACGACGCUUUUAAGUUGUCCAUCACCGAUCCUUCCAUCUUCGACGGUAUCGAGGCUCCUUCCACAGAAAUUUUGGAGGAGUUGAAAUUGUACAUUAGCCGCAGAUUGACACCUUCUGCCAUCAAGAUCAGAUCCGACGUUGAGGUCUCCUGCUUCUCCUACGAGGGUAUCGAUGCCAUCAAAACUGCUUUGCAAGCCGCCACCUCAGUCUCCACAGAACAGAUGCAAGUCAGAGCCAAGUUGAUUGCCGCUCCUUUGUACGAAAUCUCCACUCAAGCUUUGGACAAGAACCAGGGUGUUGCUUUGUUAGAGAAAGCCGUCGAAAAGGUCGCUGAGUCCAUCGAGGCCAGCGGUGGUAACUGUAAGAUCACCAUGGCUCCUAAGGCCGUCAGUGCCUCUGAGGAUGCCGAGUUGCAGGCUCUUUUGGAGAGAAAGGCUGCCGAGGACAAGGACUCUUCCGAUGAGGAAGAGGAGGACUAA